AUUCAUCCGUCUUGACAGCUCCACUCCUAACUCCAGCGACCACCGCGUCCCCACCAUGGCCGCUCGCCGGAGCACUAGCCCCGCCCGGCACGGCGUCCUCCCCGCCCUCCUUCUCAUCCUAUGCUCGUCCCUCCCUUCCCUCGCCGCCGCAUACCGCCCAGGCGACAUCGUCCCGAUGCUCCGCUCGGGCCAGUACCACGGCUCGAGGUCGGUGUGGUUCGACGUGGUGGGGCGCCAUUGCCCGGCCUUCGCGGUCAACCGGGAGGUGCUGAUGCCGAUCCCAAAGCCUACGGGGUUCACUGGUGCUGAUCCGUACAAGAUAACAUUUCAAAUUGGACAUGAAAAGUUCCAUGUUCCUUGGCUUUAUGUUAUAAAUCGCAAAACCUCUGAAGUUCCACUGAUCGAUUUCCAUUUGAAGUACUCUGGAAAUGAUAUACUUGGGGUGACAGCUAAAGUUGUGGACAUGCCUCACCACUACGUGGAAGUUCAUCCUGACAUAAAGAAGAAUUUCUGGGAUCCACAGAAUUGGCCAAAAUACGUUCUUGUUAGAUAUACAUGGGAGGAGCAAUCAGAGAUAGAUGUUACUGGAGGAUUUUAUGUGUUAUUUGGAUCCGGGCUUGUUUUGUCCUUCAUUCUUGCAAUAUAUGUCCUACAGUCAUCUCAAGAGAAGUUGACAAGGUUUGUGCGAGAAGCAGUUGCAGAUAGUAGCCUCCCAGAUGGAGUUGCAAAGGUCGAGUGAUGACCUGUCUACGAUGAGCUGUCUUAUUACCCACUAAUUUCUACACUGAUCAGAACCUCAAGUUUUUUAACAGUCAACUUUCUUAGCUGCGGAACGAGUAAUACAACAGAGUAGCAUACAUAUGAAGAGCUAGUGGUUUAUUUGAUUCUCUUGUGCAUGCUCUUAAACCAACUUUGCUUAUAUGGUGGAAGUGCAUAAUUUCAUUUCCAGGCAGGAGUUUUGGUGCUUGC
Zea mays is the source of this 969-nucleotide messenger RNA. RefSeq lists its product as uncharacterized. The record is from RefSeq and is marked predicted. Bases 56 to 739 code for a protein of 227 amino acids. Lineage: Eukaryota; Viridiplantae; Streptophyta; Magnoliopsida; Poales; Poaceae. The transcript is spliced from 9 exons.